Acaromyces ingoldii is the source of this 3724-nucleotide messenger RNA. RefSeq lists its product as hypothetical. The coding region runs from base 296 to 3559 and encodes 1087 amino acids. Lineage: Eukaryota; Fungi; Basidiomycota; Exobasidiomycetes; Exobasidiales; Cryptobasidiaceae. The transcript has a single exon. The record is from RefSeq and is a predicted model, not a curated record.
AAGCUGCUAAGCCCCGCGGCGCCCUUUUUCCCGUCUCCAAUCGGCUCGCCUUGACGUCGAUCAACAGCGUUGGACGGCUGCAGCACUGUGAGCGGGAUUUCCCUGCCUCGGUGGCCAAGCACGAUCGUUUCUUUCUUGCACAGUCAGGAUUGCAUGACAAGCAGGGCCCACAUGAAGGCACGCUUGCGUUAGAUCAGUACAAGGUAUACCCCCACUUUCCAGAUACAUCCUCAGGCGACCUUCGUGCGGGCCUUAUCUGCCGAUAGCAGCGCCUACAUAGGGCCCCCACUUCGCCAUGUCGGACAGCCAGCAUGCCAGCAUCCUAGACUCGUUUGGCGGCAUCUCUACGCCGCAGUCCGAGUGGUCCUCGAUCCAUGGCGGGCUCCACUCUCGAGACAGCAGUGUGUCGGGGCCUCGGGCAGCGUUCGGCAGAGGCAUUCCCAUGCUGGCCAGUAACAGCGCCAGCACCGGCAACAACGACGAUGCCCAGUCCGACACGUCGCUCUACUCUGACCAAGAGCAAGACUACAUGCGCGGCAACAGCGACAUCUUUAUCAAUGCACCCGACUCGCCCGCGGUGCCUCAGCGCCUCAGCAGCGUGUCGCACCCGCGCGAACGCUCCUUUUUCGAUCCAAACUCGUCGUCACCGCCCGACCCAGGCGCAGCUUCGCCGUCGGAACCGAGCCGGCCCGCCGAGGGAGGGACGGGAGGAGAAGUCCGCGAUCUUCUUGGUUCGAGCCCGAUGAGCAAGGACCCGUCGAGGAUGUCGGGCAUCAGUGCCAGAUCCGAGCUCUCGCCCAAGAUUGCAGCACGAACAUCUUCGUCGUCCUCGCGGUCGAAAAAGGACGGGACCGAGGCGGAGCUGGAAGCGCAUCUGCAGCAGUCUGCCGAUGCCGAGGAUCCAAAUCGGCCGAGGACACUCAAGGAGGCAAGGGCGCUGGCAAAGGAAAGGGCGAGGUUGAGAAAAGAGGCCCGAGAGAGCGAGAGUGCGCCGGCAUCGUCCAAGGCAAAGGGUAAAUCCACGACCUCGCCUGUGGUGGCGCCGCGACACGAGGCGAAGCCAUCGAUGGACAAGGAAACAGCGGCAGCUGCGCUAGCUAACUCGGAUGAACGACGGUCCGAGGAGAGGCCUGAGCGCAAGUCGUUUGCGUCAGAUCGAUCGUUGUCUGUUUACUCCCAUGAAGAAGACCCUGAAACAGGGCCACGGAUGCAGAACGAGGACAGGAGAGUGCUGGGCCAUCAGAGGGAGCCAUCCCAAGGCAAAGCUGCAGAUCCAGAGACCCUCGUCGCCAUGGACAACCUGCAAGCGGCCGUAGGGGAGGCGUUGGAGGAUCUCAGCUUUGGGAGCUCGACGGCCACGGAGACGACGAGCACCACUGUGCCACCGUCGGCCGUGGCCACCGUGGCCUACAACCCUGUCGAUGAAGUGAAGACGCCUGUAGCAUCUGAGGCGACGCUGCCCUCUGUCGCUGCUGCCAGCAAAGCCACGACAGCCUCGCACCAACGUGGCGGAGGAGCCGGCUCGUUUGAUGCGAGGGCAGCGACGAGCAACGACUCGGGUUUCUACCCCAGUUUUGUGCCUCGGUCUGCGACCAUGUCUGGCGACCUGCAGCGGCAGCAGAGUGACCGCGGCACAGUCUCGCUUCCUGCCUCGACGACUCAGCCUUCGUUUCCACGCCACGUCUCUGUUCCCUCCGAGUCUUCGACCAGCUCACGCCUCGGCCCGGGGCGGAGUGCGAUGAGGCCGGCACGGCUCGACGUCUUUGGCAAGACGAUUCCUUGGCCGGCCGCCUUUGACCCAACGGCCGUGCUCGAGCAGAAGCGACUGGCGCCCUGGGAGCGGGCAAGGGGGUAUGCGCACUACUGCAACGAUCUCUGCAAGACGCCCUCGGGCCUUCAGGUCUGGCUCGAGGUCGUUCAGAGGCCUGCGGCUAGUGAACAGCAGCGUAGGGUAGGCAGGCACAACCGUGGUUUGGGCACGGACGCCUCCGGCUACGCGGCCAGUGUGCGCAGCGACGCCACCUUCCCCAUUCGCGGUGACGGUGGAAAGGCAAAGGAGAUCCAGACGGCGUUCCAGCCGAUUCCAGAGAGCCCCCCGAGUGGGCUGCCAUCCAAUAUUCCGUACCCGUCGCUCGUCAAUCAGACGAUGGUCCCGUCGGCCUCGCAGCAACACUCUGUCUCGAGCCGGUCCAGCAGCACCCUCAACGACGACCAUCACACGCCGGCAUCGCUCUCGCGGGCGAGUGCGAGUGCCAAGGGCGCCGCGGGCAACUUCUUCAGCAGCCUGGGCAGGCGAGGCAGCACGCGGAGAACGGCCGCCGGGAUGGGAGGCAUCGGCAUCGGCAUCCAGCCGCUGACUUCCAACAUGACCACAAGCCACAGCAGCGGCGGUGUUGGCGGCAGUAGCAGCAGCAGCGGCAGCGGCGGCGGUCUUGGUGGUGGUGGUGGCAGGGGCGCAAAGGGCAAGGUGAUCUCGGGCCCUGUCUCGUCGCCGCCAACCGCAUUCAACAAUCCGCAGAGCCACCUGGAGGGCGCAAAACCUGGCAUAGAAGGGCUCGACCGAACGCAGUCACCGGCAACAAUGGCUCGGGCGCAAUCGUCGCCCCACGUCGCACCGCAGACCGCCGCCCAGCGACCAUCACAGGAGGUGCAAAGAGCGCAGGAUCCUGCAACUCUGGCAAAGGGCUUCUACAGCCCUCGUUCGACCUCGCCUGCCGAGCACCAGCCCACUGUCGUCACAAGGGGACUCCUCGGCGGUAGGGUCGAGGGCAGCCCACUGACGACGCCGACGAGCGCAACGAGUGCGCGCACCCCCAUGGGUCCCCGCGCAUACAGCCAGGCAAACAGUGCCGUCAGUGCAGCAAGCAGUGCCACAUUUCUCACCGCUCCCGCCUCGCCACGAGACAGUCCCUCGAGCAACGAGCAGCAGCAGAUGCAGCUGCAACAGCAGCAGCACUUACAGCAACUACAGCAACAGCAGCAGCAGCAAGCGCUACCAAAGGGGCAGUACUACGGUCUCUCGUCGACGGGCGGAAUCUACGGCACCCCUCAGCCCAACGAGGGCCGCACCAGCUCGCCCAGCAGCCCGCUCUAUGCUUACUUGGCCACUGAUUACGCCGGCGAAAAGAGGCCGUCCCCACUCGCGACAGGCAACGAGGGCAGCCCCAGCAAUGAGUCUCCCAUGCUCGGGAGCAGCACCGCCUCUCAGCACACGGUCCAGGAGCGCGACGGACAGCGGGGACGGUCAGCUGGCCUCGGGAUACCAGGGAGGCGGACAUCGUCCACCUCUGUGUCAUCCAAUUCGCUCCGUGCGCCCGGCCAGGCAGAGGACGGCGGCGGCAGCAGCAGCCGCAAAGAAAGCUUCAGCAGCACCCGGGCCUCUAACGGCGCCGGCGACGUGACCGACACGGAGGAAGAGGCGCUCGAGAAGCUGGCCGAUGUCCUGCAGGACGCCGACCGGCCGACGCUGAUCCAGUAUCUGCGGCGUGCCAACGGCAACAACCUCGUGGCCAUCGGCGACUACUUUCAGGACCAGGCGACGGGCAAGCUCCGACGCUGAUCUCCGCUCCUCUUUUCUUUUCAUUCUUUUCGAAAAUAGUCAUUUCACUCACGUUGAUUGUUUGCAAUGACAACCAUAGGAUACCUUUUUCCUCUCCUUUUUUUCCUCUCUCUCUCUUCUUCUCUUUCUUCUUCGCUGGUCUUGGCGGUGAAAUUAAUGGAAGAC